Molecule: messenger RNA, 1356 nt
Organism: Mucor mucedo
Lineage: Eukaryota; Fungi; Mucoromycota; Mucoromycetes; Mucorales; Mucoraceae
Product: zinc-finger of mitochondrial splicing suppressor 51-domain-containing protein
Exons: 3
Coding region: 1-1356 (451 amino acids)
Cellular component (GO): extrinsic component of mitochondrial inner membrane
Source: RefSeq, a predicted model, not a curated record
AUGAAUAGAGGAUUAAAACAAUUAUUACCUACAUCACGUAGGUUGCUUAAUUCUCGUUCUAAUGCGAUUGUUUCUUGUGCUGUGCGAUCAGCCAGAGUGAGUCGUUUCGAACAACAACGACUUUUCACACAAUCUGUCAUUCGUCCUAUUUCUUUCAAGGGUAUCUUUGGAGGAAAGCCCGCUAACGAAGAAAAGAAGCUCAUUUUAGAACAAGACAACUUAUUCCAUGUGCUUUCAAAGUCACCUUUACCAGAAAUGAGAGACAGAGCUGCCAUUAUCAACAAGUAUGGUGUCUGUCCUGUCUGCGACACUCACCACACCGAGCAAGAACACAAGAAGAAGCCUGUGUAUGACUGUCCUGAUUGUGGUUACCCUACUCAUUGUAGUGAAGAACACUAUCAUCAAGGCAAGGAAGCACAUAAGGAAACCUGUGCUAUUUUACGUGAAAUCAACGAAGAUGACCAUGAUUUGCGUUCUGGAAGACCCAUGCGUGAAUUUGAAUUUCCUACUGCACAGGGCUUUGAUGAAGCCGUCAAUAUGGCAAACUGGGAUGUCUUGUUUUAUACCCGUAGUUUUCCUUCCAUGGAUUCAGACAGAUCCAUGCGUCAUGUAUCGAAAUUAUUAACCUAUCCUCUCACCAUUGCAUCUGUUUUACACCAAGCCAGUCCUUAUAAGUAUGGUGAACAAGUGACAGCUGAAGGCAUGAGAUCUAUUGCAGCCUUAAGAACUAUUUUAUAUCCUCAUAACCAGGUUACUAACGAUGCCUCUUCACAAAUCCGUACUGAUACCAUCAAUGUGUAUCUCGUCGGUGCUCGUGCUGAAGCCACACUCCCUUCGCAUAUCUGGCUUCAAUUAGCCUAUUUGUUCCCUGCCACUCCUUUCCAUGUUCAUUUCAUUGGACCUGAUGCAUUAGCACCCAACCAAGAACCCCAUACAAAAUCUGUCAACGAACGUCUCAGUUUCACCUAUGACAAUGCAAUGUAUCACGAUUAUCACGAGAAGAUUGCAAAGUUUGAUCCCUUUACUGACUUGUUCUUUAUGUUCUCACCUGGUAUUGGACAUGAAGGAGCCAGAAACAGUUGGAAGCCUUCGAUUGAAAAGGCGUUAGAGACAAAGUGUCCUAUUUUCAUUACAGGAUACGAUGAAGCUGAUAUGAAGAACGACAUUGAAGCUGUUGAACAGGAUUAUCAAGGUGAAUUUGAUUGGGUUAUGAAGCCCUCUGUUAAUGAAUUCCGUAGUUUGAAACGCGAUGUCAAUAUGUUAGAUUUAAGACAAUCUAUUUUUGCAAAUUAUGGUAUUUGGGCUAUUCGUGGUAAACGUUAUGAUGUUACUCAUGAUCCUGAGAGUAACGAAUAA